AUGGUAAAUGACAAGGAGGAAGCGAGUCUGGAGCCAGUCUGGAGCGAGUCUGGAGCCAGUCUGGAGCCAGUCUGGAGCCAGUCUGGAGCCAGUCUGGAGCCAGUCUGGAGCCAGUCUGGAGCCAGUCUGGAGCCAGUCUGGAGCCAGUCUGGAGCCAGUCUGGAGCCAACACAGCCGUCCUCAGACACAGCCGUCCUCAGACACAGACGCAGCUCAGACAGACGCAGCUCAGACACAGACGUCCUCAGACACAGACGUCCUCAGACACAGCCGCAGCUCAGACACAGACGUCCUCAGACACAGACGCAGCUCAGACACAGACGUCCUCAGACACAGACGCAGCUCAGACAGACGCAGCUCAGACAGACGUCCUCAGACACAGACGUCCUCAGACACAGCCGUCCUCAGACACAGACGUCCUCAGACAGACGCAGCUCAGACAGACGUCCUCAGACACAGCCGUCCUCAGACACAGACGUCCUCAGACAGACGCAGCUCAGACAGACGUCCUCAGACACAGACGUCCUCAGACACAGCCGUCCUCAGACACAGACGUCCUCAGACAGACGCAGCUCAGACAGACGUCCUCAGACACAGACGUCCUCAGACACAGCCGCAGCUCAGACACAGACGUCCUCAGACACAGACGCAGCUCAGACACAGACGUCCUCAGACACAGACGCAGCUCAGACAGACGCAGCUCAGACACAGACGUCCUCAGACACAGCCGUCCUCAGACACAGCCGUCCUCAGACACAGACGUCCUCAGACAGACGCAGCUCAGACAGACGUCCUCAGACAGAGACGUCCUCAGACACAGACGUCCUCAGACACAGACGCAGCUCAGACACAGACGCAGCUCAGACACAGACGUCCUCAGACACAGACGCAGCUCAGACAGACGCAGCUCAGACACAGACGUCCUCAGACACAGACGUCCUCAGACACAGCCGCAGCUCAGACACAGACGUCCUCAGACACAGACGCAGCUCAGACACAGACGUCCUCAGACACAGACGCAGCUCAGACAGACGCAGCUCAGACAGACGUCCUCAGACACAGACGUCCUCAGACACAGCCGUCCUCAGACACAGACGUCCUCAGACAGACGCAGCUCAGACAGACGUCCUCAGACACAGACGUCCUCAGACACAGCCGUCCUCAGACACAGACGUCCUCAGACAGACGCAGCUCAGACAGACGUCCUCAGACACAGACGUCCUCAGACACAGCCGCAGCUCAGACACAGCCGCAGCUCAGACACAGACGUCCUCAGACACAGACGCAGCUCAGACACAGACGUCCUCAGACACAGCCGUCAUCAGACACAGACGUCCUCAGACAGACGCAGCUCAGACAGACGUCCUCAGACACAGCCGCAGCUCAGACACAGACGUCCUCAGACACAGCCGCAGCUCAGACACAGACGUCCUCAGACACAGACGCAGCUCAGACACAGACGUCCUCAGACACAGACGCAGCUCAGACAGACGCAGCUCAGACACAGACGUCCUCAGACACAGACGUCCUCAGACACAGACGUCCUCAGACACAGACGUCCUCAGACACAGACGCAGCUCAGACACAGACACAGACGCAGCUCAGACAGACGUCCUCAGACACAGACGUCCUCAGACACAGCCGUCCUCAGACACAGACGUCCUCAGACAGACGCAGCUCAGACAGACGUCCUCAGACACAGACGUCCUCAGACACAGCCGCAGCUCAGACACAGACGUCCUCAGACACAGACGCAGCUCAGACAGACGCAGCUCAGACAGACGUCCUCAGACACAGACACAGACGCAGCUCAGACAGACGUCCUCAGACACAGACGUCCUCAGACACAGCCGCAGCUCAGACACAGCCGCAGCUCAGACACAGACGUCCUCAGACACAGACGCAGCUCAGACGCAGCUCAGACACAGACGUCCUCAGACACAGACGCAGCUCAGACAGACGCAGCUCAGACAGACGUCCUCAGACACAGACGUCCUCAGACACAGACGUCCUCAGACACAGACGCAGCUCAGACACAGACGUCCUCAGACACAGCCGUCCUCAGACACAGCCGUCCUCAGACACAGCCGUCCUCAGACACAGCCGUCCUCAGACACAGCCGUCCUCAGACACAGCCGUCCUAAGACACAGUCGUCCUCAGACACAGCCGCAGCUCAGAUCGAAGAGGGUCCUACAGAUGUUUACGUUUCCGUGUAG
Knipowitschia caucasica is the source of this 2217-nucleotide messenger RNA. NCBI's taxonomy places the organism in Eukaryota, Metazoa, Chordata, Actinopteri, Gobiiformes, Gobiidae. The record is from the annotation of a GenBank genome assembly.